AUGGGAAAUAAAUAAAGUGAAUCACAGAUUUUAAAUAAAUAACAAUGCAAAGCUUUAAAUGAUUAGCUUGGAUAAAAUUUUUCUAAAUUUACAUUCAAUCUUUACAAAAAAUUAGCUAAAAGCCAAAAUUUAAUUUUCUCUCCUGCAUCUAUUUAUAUUGCUCUUUCAAUGGCUGCUCUUGGCUCAAACAAUUAAACAUUAUUAGAAUUCAAGGAUAUUCUUGGGUUUAGUAAUUAAAGUUAGCUAGCUGAAAAUAUAGGAUUGUUAUUGAAAAUUCUAUAGUAAAACUAAUAAGGGAUAACUACUCAAAUCGCUAACAAAAUAUACUAAGGAAUACCUUAAUUAGGUAUCGAAUAUUAUAAAAUUAUGAUGAAGCAUUUUGAUUCUAUGAUACAAAAAGUUAACUUUGCUUCUGAUUGUGAGUAAAUUCGGGUUGAAAUUAAUAAAUGGGUAGAAGAAGUUACUAAAGAAAAAAUUAAAGAUUUACUUCCCCCAAAUUGUUUAAAUCAAUCUACAGCCAUGGUAUUAGUUAAUGCUAUUUAUUUUAAAGGUAAUUGGUUAAAAAAAUUUGAUUUUAAGUUGACUGAAUAAAAAGAAUUCUAUUUAGAAUAUGAAAAUUUUGGUUAAAAAAUAUAAACUGAUACAAUGGUUAAAGAAGAUGAAUACUACUAUUUCUAAAAUAGUAGCUAUCAAUAUGUAUAAAUUCCUUAUAAAGGAGGAGAGUAUUUUAUGGAAUUGAUGCUACCAAAAGAAUCACUAAAUUUAUUUGAAUAGAGUCUCUCUGAAGAUACAUUUUAGAGUGCAAGAAAAAAUAAAUAUAAUAGAAACUUAACACUAUAUUUACCUAAAUUUAAAUUAUAGCCUGUAAAUACAAUGAGUUUAAACUAAAUCUUAAACGAAUUGGGUCUUAUUGAAGCCUUUUCUUGUAAUGCUGACUUUUCAAUCAUGGAUCCAAAUAAAAAUAUAUAAAUAUCAAAUGUUUUUCAUAAAUCUAUGAUUGAAGUUAAUGAAGAAGGGGCUGAAGCUGCUGCAGCUACAGCAAUUACAUUCAUAGAAUGUGAAGAAUCUGAAAUUUCUGUGAUAUUUAACAAACCAUUUAUAUAUGCUAUAACUCAUAUUCCGAGUGAAACAGUUUUAUUUAUGGGUAAGGUUACUGAUCCAUCCAAGUAAAACUGA
Molecule: messenger RNA, 1176 nt
Organism: Tetrahymena thermophila SB210
Lineage: Eukaryota; Ciliophora; Oligohymenophorea; Hymenostomatida; Tetrahymenidae
Product: proteinase inhibitor I4 serpin
Exons: 1
Molecular function (GO): serine-type endopeptidase inhibitor activity
Source: RefSeq, a predicted model, not a curated record